AUGAAAGUGACGCCAAUUAUCUUCGCUGUAUUUUGUGUCGUAGGUGCUAUGACAUUGAUCACAGCUACAACGUUAGAGCAAGCACCUCACCCGAGUGAAAAAGACAUGGAAUUAGUGUAUAUUGAUGCAGAAUAUGAAAAAGAAGGUGGACUGAAAUCAAUAUGCAACGAAAUAAAACGAUCAUUCAGAAAAGGGCGCCACCACAUAUAUAAAGUUAUGGAUAAAUAUAUACGGAAGGAAGAUUUAGGCAUGAAAAUGUUAGAUGUUGCCAAAAUCCUUGGAAGACGCAUUGAAAGACGUAUGGAAUACAUAGCGAAGAAACUUGAUAAGAUGAUGGAAUAUGAAUCGUCUUAG
Schistosoma rodhaini is the source of this 354-nucleotide messenger RNA. The record is from the annotation of a GenBank genome assembly. NCBI's taxonomy places the organism in Eukaryota, Metazoa, Platyhelminthes, Trematoda, Strigeidida, Schistosomatidae.